Messenger RNA from Brachypodium distachyon (stiff brome), 996 nucleotides. RefSeq names its product protein C2-DOMAIN ABA-RELATED 11. NCBI's taxonomy places the organism in Eukaryota, Viridiplantae, Streptophyta, Magnoliopsida, Poales, Poaceae. Bases 190 to 708 code for a protein of 172 amino acids. The transcript is spliced from 3 exons. The record is from RefSeq and is a predicted model, not a curated record.
CAUUAAACGCCGUUCUUCGUCUCCAACAGCAAACACAUCCAGCAUCCGCUUUGCCCAUAUUCCCCUCCUCCAAGCACAAGCCUCCCUCUCCCUGCGCAAACUAGCAGGCGAAUUCUUCUCCAAUCGGGCGAAGCUAAUUGAUUUUCAGUACGGAAGAGAGGGAGUGACUCGAAAGAUUCGAUUUGGAAGAUGGAGGAGCAGGAGGCGGAGGGGAGGGCGGCGAGGCUUGGCGUGCUCAAGGUAGUGGUGGCGCAGGGGACCAACCUCGCCAUCAGGGACUUCACCUCCAGCGACCCUUACGUCGUCGUCCGCCUCGCAGAUAGGAACGCAAAAACAAAAGUAAUCAACAGUUGCCUCAAUCCAGUUUGGAACGAAGAGAUGGUCUUCUCCAUCAAGGAGCCAGUAGGGGUCAUCAAAUUUGAGGUAUUCGAUCGGGACCGGUUCAAGCAGGACGACAAGAUGGGCCACGCCUUCCUGGACCUGCAGCCGGUGGCCGCGGCGACGAAGCUGCGGCGCGCGCUCCAGCUGACGACAGGGGAGACCAAGCUCCGGAAGGUGGCCCCCGGCGCCGACAACUGCCUCAUCUCCGACACCUUCGUGACGUACUCCGGUGGGGAGGUCGUGCUCGACUGCCGGCUGCGCCUGCGGGAUGUCGAGUCCGGCGAGCUCUUUGUCACCAUCAAGUGGAUCGAAGCCGUCGCCAGAUGAGAUGCAGUUCUUGCAGGUUAGAUGAGAUGACCUGUGGAGUAGGGAUCUUUGCGUGCCAGCGUGUGCUAUUGAUCGACUGUCUGAUAUAUGUAUCUCAAGUUUUCAGUCAGUUCGAGCAAUGUUCUUGUGAUGUUUUGUGGAUUCUAUUUUUCGUUUGGUAAUUACGGGAAACCUCGGUGCUUUCACCUUAGCGUAGGGACCCAGUCCAGUACUGUAAUGUCCAGAGUAUCUUCAGGCGGCAGCCUCCAAGUUUUCAAUAGAGCUUGGGCCUUGGUACAUCGCAUAACA